UUCAAAUACAAUGUGAAUCAGCAUUUAAAUUAGAAUCCAACCAAUAUCCAAUGAAAUUAAAUGAUAUAUUGAAUGACCUGGAUUCGAUUAUUUAUUCUGCGGAACACGUUAGAUUUUGGUGGUUUCCUCAUACGGAGAAUUGUAUUAUUUGGAAAGCCGAUCGAACAACUGGGGAUUUGAAAAUUCAACAACCCAGUUAUUUCAAAGAUCACAUAGUUUCAUAUCACCUUUAUCAAUUUUUGUUAUACAUUACUCGAUAUUUUCCGUCAACGGUUCCAUUAUUAACAACUCUAAUGUUUAAUUACAAAUUCUCUCAACCAAAACAAGUCAUAAAUGCUUCUUAUAAACAAUUUAACUUUGAUUGUUUAUUUCCACAUUAUACCAACGAAUGGGCUAUACCUCUGGAAAAAACCAAGGAAGCUUUAGAAAAAUUGUAUAAAUGGAUAAAUGGUAAUGAUGUUUUUGUUCAUUUUCCUGUUGAAGUACGAUUUGUAGAUAAAGAUGACAUUUGGCUAAGUCCUGCUUACAACAGAAAAGUUUGUUAUAUUGGCAUUGUUAUGUAUAGACCAUAUAAAAAGCCCGUCCCUUAUAAAAGGUAUUGGGCUGCAUUUGAAGAGAUAAUGAGAUCUUGUGACGGGAGGGCACAUUGGGCAAAGGCACAUACAAUGACAGCAGCAGAACUCGAAAAAUCAUACCCAAAAUAUAAAGGAUUCAUAGAAUUACAAAAAUCUUUAGAUCCAAAUGGAAUGUUUCUAAAUCUUUAUUUAAAAAGACAUUUAUUUGGAAUCG
Messenger RNA from Funneliformis mosseae, 789 nucleotides. NCBI's taxonomy places the organism in Eukaryota, Fungi, Glomeromycota, Glomeromycetes, Glomerales, Glomeraceae. The record is from the annotation of a GenBank genome assembly.